UUCAAUUCCAGUAUAUAUUAUGUAAAGAGAUUUCUGAAAAUCAUGUAAGGCCGAUGAAUGAUAACAAAUUAUUAUCAACAAGGAUGGUAGGGAAACGGAUUCCGAUCAGGGCUUGGUUAGGUUAUCAAAACAACAUGGUAUUACUGGUGGGUGGAAACCACACUUCCUCCAGGUUUUGUUCUCGUUAGUUUUUUUUUUUCCUUUCCACUAAUUCCUUUCUCUUUUAUUAGAGCUCCCAGUUAAUUUAAGAAAAUAGACUUUCCUUUUUUGUUUUCCUGAAACGAAUCAAAAUCUGUACGGAAUGGAUUUCAAAGCCUUGAAAUGGCAGAUCCUGCGCGGAUCAUUCGGCUGGCGGUUGGUUUUAAGAGCCCUGUUCUUCCUAGUAGCCAUGGUGGUUGUUUCCUUCACCCGAAUUGCCACCGACAUCAAAACCCCCGACCCGAUUACCCUCCAAUUCGAUAAAUGUUCCUUGAAUUUCGGGUUUGUGGAUGGAAAGAAUCUGAGUGUCGGUGUGGCAAAAGAAGUCAUGAGAAACCAAAUGUUGACCUUUGAAUCAAAGGCAUUAUGUUUAGGAGACGGGUCGGACUGGAUUGUAUCCACUUUACAAGAAUUCGGAUUCUUGAAUGUAUUCGGUGUUUAUAGGAACCCUUUGAUGUCCCUUUUGCAUAAACAGUUUGACCACAAGCUUCCUUUUGACUCCGAUUCUUUCGACUUUGUGUUUUCCACCACUCUUGACAGGGUCUCUGUCCCGGCCCUUGUCGUGUUGGAAAUCGAACGUGUGUUACGACCCGGUGGGGUUGGCGCUAUGCUUGUUGGCUCUUCGAGUUUUUAUGCUCCUAGCUUGGUUAGGUCUGCAACGCCUGUUUCGUUGUUGUUGAGAACCUCGGAUAUUCUACAUGUUUGUGGGAUCUAUUCGUAUACGUUAAUCGUGUUUAAGAAACAGUUGGAGAGUGUUGCAUUGUUUGAUAACUAUAAGCUUCCCAACGAAUGCCCAUCUAUGUUGAAAAACAAACCCUUUAUGAAACAUAUCGAGCCUCUUGUAGAUCAGAGGACAGGACGGUUUCAAGAGCUUUCGUAUUUGCCUAAGUUUUUGAACAUUUCGUCGAGGAAUAGGUUGAUUUAUAUUAAUAUGGGAGCAGGGGAAUUUGAUCGGAAUUACCCUAUUCAUCCGGAUGCGUUUAAUGUUUAUGUGGUUGAUCACAACGUGUCUGCUCUCACGUCGCAUGUUAAAAAGCCCGGUGUCACGUUUGUUUAUCAUCCGGGCCUUGUUGAAGACGAUAAGACGGAAUCUAGUCUCAUGUCUGUUGAUUAUCUUGAAGCUCCGUUGCAUGAAGAACAGUUUGAGUUCAUUGAUUGGUUUAAAGAAACAGCCAAGGAUGGAGACUUUGUGGUGCUUACGAUGAAUGCUGGAGCGACUCAGUUGAAAGUCCUGUUUGAGUUAUUUGCAAGUGGAGCUAUAUGUCAUGUCGAUGAGCUAUUUCUGCGUUGUUCGGAUGGGGUUGAUUGCAGGACUAGUUGCUGUAAGGACUGUAUGAGCCUUUAUAAUGGUCUUAGAAACGCGGGUGUGUUUGUCCAUCAAUGGUUGGGGGACUAAAACCAGCGUGUUCCCUUAUAUAUUAUGUUACUUGUUGCGUGUAGAAUAAACAGCUAGAGGUUAAUAAGCCGUAUGAUCGGUAUCUCGUGUACGAGAAACCUCUCUGUGUUUGUGUUUCUAAUGUUAUGAUUCAUGCCUUGAAGGAGGUCAUGGAAUUUGUUUCAUAUGUAAUGGUUUAUGGCUUGUAGUAAAUUAGUAAUGUGUGAUCCUUAAAA
Erigeron canadensis is the source of this 1809-nucleotide messenger RNA. RefSeq lists its product as uncharacterized. Bases 302 to 1594 code for a protein of 430 amino acids. Lineage: Eukaryota; Viridiplantae; Streptophyta; Magnoliopsida; Asterales; Asteraceae. The record is from RefSeq and is a predicted model, not a curated record. Gene Ontology annotation, molecular function: S-adenosylmethionine-dependent methyltransferase activity. The transcript has a single exon.